AUGGCGCCUAAUUCAAUUAUUCAAGAACCAAAGAUUAAAGAAGAGAAAACAACAGAUGUUAAACCUAAAAAGCAAGUAAAGAUCAAAGAAGAACCUAUUAGAUUUGGUAAAUCACCAACUUCAAAAGAUAGAAUUCAAAAACGUCCAAUCAUUCCAAUCACACCAAAUGAAAAGAUUUUAAAACAUCCUCCAAAUUUGAAAUCAAUUGAUAAUUUAAACAUUAAUAGGUUUAUCAUUCCAACAAAGGAUGAACUGUCUGAAGAAGAGACUCCAACAAAAGCUUCUGGUUCUAAAAGACAUAAUGUUGAUCAUUUAGGGAAAGGUAAAGAAUCUGAAGGCAUUUCAAAUAAGCGCCAUAAGCAACAACAACAUACUUCACAUCAACAAUCCAUUACACCAAAGCCAAGUUCAAUUCCUCAGAAAAUUUCUGCUUCUAGUGUUACUCCUCAGUCUGUUGGGAAGAAACAGUCAUCUCCAUUGAUUAUGAAUGAACCUUAUAAACCAAUCACUAAACCACCAAAGUUCCAAUCAUUUGAAGAAUCAAUCAUUUUAAAUGAUCCAAAAGAUGAUAUAAAUUUUGAUAAACUUUUUCAAAACGUUGAUGAUGAAGUCCAAAAGGGGAAAUAUAUUGAUUAUGGUUCUAAAUCAUUUGAUGAUUGGUGUGAAACUGGUAUUAAAUUAACAAAUAUUCAAUAUGGAAUUGUUAAAAAAGUUAUUACAAGUAGAAAUAAAUUAAAUUUAAAAUUUGGAAUGAUUUUAAAAUUAAUUAAUAAAAAUGGUGAAUCUUUAGAAAAAGAAGAUGUUGUUUUAAAAGAAAAAAUGAAAAGAUUACAAAAUUUAGGUGAAGAAAUUAGAAAUUUUAUCAAGUGA
Hansenula ciferrii is the source of this 870-nucleotide messenger RNA. RefSeq names its product Ecm11p (gene ECM11). The record is from RefSeq and is a predicted model, not a curated record. NCBI's taxonomy places the organism in Eukaryota, Fungi, Ascomycota, Saccharomycetes, Phaffomycetales, Wickerhamomycetaceae. Bases 1 to 870 code for a protein of 289 amino acids. The transcript has a single exon.